Messenger RNA from Larimichthys crocea (large yellow croaker), 2946 nucleotides. It is a transcript of the gene wasf2, whose product is annotated as WASP family member 2. The transcript is spliced from 9 exons. Gene Ontology annotation, cellular component: SCAR complex; lamellipodium; cytoskeleton. Gene Ontology annotation, biological process: positive regulation of Arp2/3 complex-mediated actin nucleation; actin cytoskeleton organization. NCBI's taxonomy places the organism in Eukaryota, Metazoa, Chordata, Actinopteri, Sciaenidae. The coding region runs from base 190 to 1656 and encodes 488 amino acids. Gene Ontology annotation, molecular function: Arp2/3 complex binding; protein kinase A regulatory subunit binding; actin binding. The record is from RefSeq and is a predicted model, not a curated record.
AGGAACUCACCCGCUCGUCCAAUCAGAAGUUCACAAAUCUGGGACUUGUGUGAUUAGCUCGUCCGUUUACUGUACCGCUCAACAUUUCUUGUGGAAAUCUUGAGACAGGACAACAACCACACUGUAUAGAGAGAGGCUACAGUUUACAAACUUGACGGGUUGGGCCCCCCCUACCCUCAACACCCCACCAUGCCUCUGGUUACGAGGAACAUAGAGCCGCGGCACGUGUGUCGUCAGACCAUCCCUUCCAACAUCCGCAGUGAGCUGGAAUGUGUCACCAAUAUCAGCCUGGCCAACAUCAUCCGCCAGCUUGGCAGCCUGAGCAAAUAUGCAGAGGACGUGUUCGGGGAGCUGUUUGUCCAGGCUGGAGCAUUUGCAGUCAGAGUAAAUACACUGGGAGAAAGAGUGGAUCGUCUGCAGGUUAAAGUCACACAGCUGGAUCCCAAAGAAGAGGAGGUCUCCCUGCAAGCCAUCACUACCCGUAAGGCCUUCCGUAGCAGUCUGACUCAAGACCAGCAGCUGUUCACCAGGCCAUCUCUGCCAAUGCCUGUACAGGACACCUACAUCACUUGUAAUCCGCCCCCACCUCUCAACCAACUCAGCCAAUACCGGGAUGAUGGGAAGGAGGCCCUGAAGUUUUACACUGAUCCCUCUUACUUCUUUGACCUGUGGAAGGAAAAGAUGCUGCAGGACACCAAGGACAUCAUGAAGGAGAAACGCAAGCAUAGAAAGGAGAAGAAAGACCAUCUGAACCAGCGGACGCUCAAUCCUCGGAAGAUCAAGACCAGGAAGGAGGAAUGGGAACGCCGUAAGAUGGGGGCGGAGUUUGUGGUGCCAAAGAAUGAUUUGAUGAAUUCUUCUGAGGGUCUGAAUGGCAGUAUUGGAUCUGGAGAUGGCUUCACUUCCGAAGGCCUUGAGCAGAGUACAGGCUCCUAUGCUUAUGAACCCGGCUCCCCUCUUUCUCCGCCUGACAAUGACUUCUUGCCUCCUCCACCUCCUGACAUGUCGUAUAAUGACGGACAGUACGGAGCACCAGCCCCCAAGCGAGUCAGCGUGCUGAGUCCAAGCCACCCACCUCCCGCACCCCCCAUAGCCUCUCCUCCGCCCAACUCUCGCCCCAACCUCUCCCCUCCUCCUGCACCUCCACCCCCUCCUCCACCCUCUGGCUUUGGGGUCCCUCCACCUCCCCCUGGCUUCGACAGCCCACCUUCCCCUCCUCCGUUCUCCACCGCUCCCUCCGCUUAUCCCUCCCCACCUGCUCCCCCUCCUCCACCCGAUAUGGCCUCUGUUCCUCCUCCUCCACCGCCUAUGCCUGCAGGUGGUGGUCCACCACCUCCUCCUCCUCCUCCACCUCCCCCUGGCCCUCCUCCUCCCCCAUCUCUUAUCAACUCUGCUCCUCCUCCUCCCUCUGGUGGCGGGGCACCCAGCUCCGCUCCCAAACCUCAGCCAGAGCCGGCUGGUGACGCUCGCAGUGACCUGCUGCAGGCCAUCCGACAAGGUUUCAACCUGCGUAAGGUGGAGGCACAGCGUGAGCAGGAGAAGAAGGACAACUUUGGCAACGAUGUGGCCGCCAUCCUGUCCCGUCGUAUCGCUGUAGAGUGCAGUGACAGCGAGGACGACUCUUCAGAGUUUGACGAUGACGAGUGGUCCGAAUGAUAGCCAUUUGUUUUCACGCUCACUACCAACUUUGUAUCUUUCCUCAGCUGUAAACGACAUCAGAGCAUUUCCAUUCAGAUUACAUUCUUAAGAACCAGUGAAGCAGGGGUCCACGUUCUGUGUCUGUACGUGCGAGUGAGCUAUUACGAAUCACAUUCCUUGACCUAUUUCUGUCUAUUUAUCCAAAAUUAUUCCUAACAGAGGUGCAAAAGUCCAAAGAUCGAGUAAGAGUGUGAGUGUGCUUUGUUGUCACUACUUGUGGCAUUACUUUCACUGGAUGACACAGUGUGUUAUUGAUGUAAGGGUGUUGUGUGAUGUGGUGCACGUCUCAUCUGUUUCUGUGCGUAAACACAUCACCUCUGUCUUAAUCUUAGUGUCUAUUAGACUCAGAUGCCCUUUGCUGCUGGCCAAAUGUCUGAUUUUAUCUGAUUUAGUGUAUUAUGGCAAAGGGUAAUGGAGAGUGAGUGUACACACACACACACACACACACAAGCACUCAGCCACUUGUAUCCACAGUAUUUGUAUGUAAUCAUUGGACAGAAAAAAUAUGUUGACGUCAAAACAUUCUCGCUCAUUUUAAGAUCAUAUGAUAUAGAUGUAAAGUUUGUUACAUAUUGAAUCAUAUCUACUGAAGAUAAUUAUUGCAGUCCUGUUUAAAGUACAGUUUAUAUUUCCUUUCCUCACUUUUGUGGUUGUCAUGGGAACAAUUGAUUUGUGGAUGAGACAUGGUUGUAGCUUCUAAACAAAUUCAUGAAUGAAUUAUUCAGUGUGUCGGGGGAUGUAUUGACUCAUGGCAGACACCUGUGGUGUUUGAUGAUAUCACAUACACAACAUAUGCAGACAUUUAACACAAUUAUCGUGACUCAUUUUGUACUGUGUUUCAGCUCUGUUGCAUAUUUCUUCCUGCAGUUUUUAUUUUGAUCUUUUCUGGGGAUGAACUAGGCUCCAAUGCUUUAAUCACUGUGUAUAAUCAGGCAGCCUUUUGCCUUAUCCUGCUGCCCGAUAAGUGCCUUUUUUUAAUACUGCAUUUAAGUAUCAGUGCAGGUUUAUUUUGGGUAUCCCCACUGAUCACUGAUCAGCUUCUUCCAAAAAUAUUAAAAGCUGCCAUUGAUGAGUCAAACUUAAAACUGAUGGAUGUGUUUUUAGUGUGGAUUUUUUCAAGUGCCUUUUUUUAUUUUUGUCCUAAAGCACAAUUGCUAUCACAGUAUGUUUAGCCAAAGUUCUGCUUCCUCUCUGCCUUAAUUUUCCAAAUGAUAAUAGUUAUUUCAAUAAAAAAUAGAGUGAAUUAUA